Molecule: messenger RNA, 780 nt
Organism: Didymosphaeria variabile
Lineage: Eukaryota; Fungi; Ascomycota; Dothideomycetes; Pleosporales; Didymosphaeriaceae
Exons: 5
Coding region: 1-780 (259 amino acids)
Biological process (GO): carbohydrate transport; transmembrane transport
Cellular component (GO): membrane
Molecular function (GO): carbohydrate:proton symporter activity
Source: RefSeq, a predicted model, not a curated record
AUGAAGAAAUUUUAUGGCGGUGACCCAUCUCAUGACGAGAUGAUUCGCGAGCAGAUCAAUGAGAUUGAAGCAACUAUGGAAUACGAGAAGCAGCAUGAAGCUGCUUGGAUGAGUCUCAUUCAACCGCGAUCUAAUCUUCGUCGGUUGAUCCAAGCGAUUUUGACAAUGGUAUUUUUCCAGAUAACUGGGUCAAAUACACUCGUCUACUUUUUCCCUGUUAUCCUUGGUUCAUCAGGAAUCACCUCUACCAAGACCAUCUUCGUCGUGAUGGCUUGUCUUACGGGUGUCAUUUUCUUCUGUGUCAUUACUGGUGGUUGGCUGAGCGACAAGAUGGGCCGCAAGAAGCUUCUGGUCGUCGGCACAGUCCUUAUGGAUGUCGCCUUGAUCGCACUGGCCGUACUAUCGUACUUUUCCGAAACCCGUCAGUCCACUGCAUAUGGCUAUGGUAGCAUCGCGGUCGUGCUCGUCUUCCAGCUGGCCUCCUAUAACUCGUGGAUGAUUCUUAAUUACUCAAUGUCAUUGGAGAUAUUGAACUACGCUUUUAACUUCAUCGGCAUUUACACAAUUCCUAUCGCCUUAGAAAAAAUCAGUUGGAAAUACUACAUCUUGUUGGCCUCUUGGAAUGUGGUCAUAAUUAUGGUGGUGAUAUUCUUUUUCAAGGAAACCGGUGGCAAGAAAUUGGAGGAGGUCGAUGCUGUCAUCGACGGCGAGAGCUUGGACAGAGAUGCCAGCCUUGACCUGCAAGUCACGGUCGUGAAGACCGACAAAGAUAAAGAAUAA